AUGGAAUCGACAAAUAGAGGAGUGACGCAGGCCGACAUCGACUACUUCACCUCAGCAGGAAUCAACGUGGUCCAUUCCAAUGAGCAACUGGGCGGCACAUACAACACCGACUACUUCAACAAAUACCACGGCGCCUCACAAACCAUCGUGUUCCCCAAGUGCACCAGCCAGGUGUCCACAAUUCUCUCCCAUUGUAACAACAGCCACAUCAGCGUAGUGACACAGGGCGGCAAUAGCGGCACAGCAGGUGGCGCUAUGGCGCAACAGCACGAGCUCCUGCUUUCCCUGCGCGACAUGGACCGAAUUCGCGACCUCGACGUUAUUUCUGGGGUCCUUGUGGCCGAAGCCGGCUGCAUUUUGGAAACCCUCGAUGAGCACGUUCGAAAAUUCGAAUACAUAGUUCCGGUGGAUCUGGGUGCCAAGAAGCGCUGCAUGAUCGGCGGCAAUGUGAGCACUAAUGCUGGGGGCCUGCGGUAUUUGCGCUACGGCAGUUUGCACGGCAAUGUGCUCGGAUUGGAGGUGGUCCUACCGGAUGGCCAGGUGCUGGACUCGCUGUUUACGCUAAAAAAGGAUGCAUCCGGGUACGAUGUCAAGCAGCUGUUUAUUGGUGCCGAGGGCACCCUGGGCGUAGUCACCGCCGUGUCGCUGGCGCUGGCGCCAAAGCCGCAGUCCGAGCAGCUGGUGGUCUUGGGGAUGGAUGAUUUCGUUACGAUCCAGCGAACCUUCGUGCUUGCCCGCCAGCUGCUGGGCGAAAUCGUCUCGGCGUUCGAGUUCUGGGAGCGGCGGUGCAACGAGCUGGUGGUGCAGUACGAGGGGUACAGCAGCCCGCUAAGUGCCACGCACGAAUUCCACGUGCUUAUUGAAACCAGAGGGUCGCUCGCGCGGCACGACUGGGAGAAAAUGGACUUAUUUCUGGCCCGGCUGCGCGCAGGGAAGUUGAUCGGCGAGAGCCGGGUGGUGAGGGACCCGGCGGAGAUGGAGCAGGUGUGGUUGUUCCGGUCGCAGAUGGCCAAUGCGCAUAUGAAGAGCGGCUGCAUGCACGUGUAUGAUUUCAGCCUGGCGUCAAAGCACCAGCACGAGCUGCUGCGUGCAGUCAAGGCACACCUCCAUAGACACAAGCUGUAUGGCUGCGAGCAAGCCGCGGUGCGCGAUGUCACGUUCUUUGGGCACGUCGGCGACGACAACAUUCAUCUGCAGGUAAUCGCCGAUGAGUUUGGAGGCGCUGUAGAGGAGGCCAUGGAGCCUUGGGUUUACCAGUGGGUCGGCGCGCAUAAGGGGUCGGUGGCUGCGGAGCAUGGGCUGGGCGCGCAUAAGGGGCAGUUCCUGAAGUACUCAAAGUCGCCUGUUCUUGUCGACGUGAUGAAGGCGCUCAAGCGUCUGCUAGACCCGAACGACAUCAUGAAUCCGGGAAAGCACGUUGCGCGCGCUUAA
This is a messenger RNA of Kickxella alabastrina, 1431 nucleotides long. Its product is annotated as d-2-hydroxyglutarate dehydrogenase. The record is from RefSeq and is a predicted model, not a curated record. The transcript has 2 exons. Gene Ontology annotation, molecular function: FAD binding; catalytic activity. The coding region runs from base 1 to 1431 and encodes 476 amino acids. Gene Ontology annotation, cellular component: mitochondrion. Lineage: Eukaryota; Fungi; Kickxellomycota; Kickxellomycetes; Kickxellales; Kickxellaceae.